AUGGAAUUCGAAACACCAAACAAUAACAAUGCUUGGGAAAAGUGCUCGAACACUAUUAAAAGCACAAUAAACAAUGCCUAUAAGGAAUCCUGUCUCCUGAGGCUGGUCCAACACGAUCAGACGACUACCGCAUGGUGGUUUCACGAGUUAGAUCACCUCAGGAAGAUAACUAGGAAAUCUUUUAACAAGGCAAUAACCACAAAACUCAAAGAAGACUGGGAUACUUACAAAUCUCACCUCAGAGAAUACAAAAAAAUCGUCAAACAGAGAUGCAUGGAGAUCCUACUGCGAAGAAAUCGAAGAUUUCCCGCAGGCAGCGAGACUUCAAAAGGCUCUCUCAAACGAUCCACAGCGAAGCAUUUCUGCGCUUAUCAAAGAGGAUGGCACGAAAACUGCCAACCUUGA
Psylliodes chrysocephalus is the source of this 405-nucleotide messenger RNA. The record is from the annotation of a GenBank genome assembly. Lineage: Eukaryota; Metazoa; Arthropoda; Insecta; Coleoptera; Chrysomelidae.